This is a messenger RNA of Necator americanus (New World hookworm), 1473 nucleotides long. RefSeq lists its product as uncharacterized. Bases 1 to 1473 code for a protein of 490 amino acids. Lineage: Eukaryota; Metazoa; Nematoda; Chromadorea; Rhabditida; Ancylostomatidae. Gene Ontology annotation, molecular function: protein binding; sphingomyelin synthase activity; ceramide cholinephosphotransferase activity. The record is from RefSeq and is a predicted model, not a curated record. The transcript is spliced from 13 exons. Gene Ontology annotation, biological process: ceramide biosynthetic process. Gene Ontology annotation, cellular component: endoplasmic reticulum membrane; Golgi membrane; plasma membrane.
AUGCACUUUAAUCGUCAACACAAUGACGGCGAGGAGAUGGUGCGUAAGGCGAUACGUUCGCCGCUAGUAGCGAACGCCUCCGAUACCGUUAUGCCUUCGGAAGUCUUUGAGUGGACGACGAAGGACGUCUCCAUCUGGUUGCACAGCGCAGGAUUUCAUCAGUAUGCUGACCUAUUCGCUGUUCAGCAUAAGAUUGAUGGCGCCACCCUCCUCAUGUUAUCCGAGCUAGACCUUCGAGAUCCUCCACUGCAAAUUAAAUGUCUAGGUGAUAUCAAAAGGCUCGGUAGAGCAAUUUAUGAAUUAAAAAAUUCUCAUAUAAAUUCCAUACAAACAUCUCCACGGGUGUCGGAAUCAGCAUCUCAGGAUGACGUUUUAUUAUGCGUUGAAUAUGAUCAUAGAAGAAAAAUGUCAAUAUCGGGCGAGGACGUUUUUGUACGGACGAAACAGAGUGCGAUCAUAGAUGACGCUAUGGUAGAAACAUUAUCCAGUUCCGGUGAUAUUCAUUCAGUCCGUCUUAUAUCCAGGGAUGAGCUUAUACGAACUGUCGAAAGUCCGGAUACCAAAGCAAAAAGCCUUGCUAAAUUGCUUAUAGCUUUUCUUUACUGCUUGUCGUCAUUGCUCAUUACAGCUUUCGCUAUGGUUUUAGUACAUGAUCGUGUUCCAGACAUGAAGAUGUAUCCUCCACUUCCUGAUAUCGUGCUUGACAAUUUGCCAUUAAUUCCAUGGGCUUUUGACAUGUGCGAACUAAUAGGUGUAGCUCUUAGUGUUAUCUGGUUCACGGUGCUUCUGUUCCAUAAACAUAGGAUAAUCAUAACACGACGGAUGUUUUCAUUAGUUGGCACAGUAUUUCUUCUUCGUUGCAUUACCAUGUUAAUUACAUCGUUAUCAGUUCCUGGAGUACAUUUGGAGUGUCGAGCGAAGAGCUAUGGAAGUCUCAUGGACAAGCUUGUGCAAGCGUUUCAUAUUUGGUCUCGUUUAGGGAUGUCAAUACAGGGUGUAAGAACGUGCGGUGACUAUAUGUUUAGUGGGCACACCACUGCUAUCACUCUUCUCAAUCAUUUCAUUACGGAAUAUACACCGGCAUCUUGGACUUUCCUGCACACAGCUACUUGGGUAAUGAAUCUAUUCGGGGUUUUCUUCAUUCUCGCCGGACAUGAACACUACUCUAUUGAUGUGUUUAUAGCAUUCUAUAUUUCAUCUCGCAUGUUCCUCUAUUACCAUGCCUAUGCAUACAACCACGCAAAUUUAACGGCUACCGAUGACCGUAUUCGCCUGUGGUUUCCGCUCGGAUGGUUCUUCGAAGCUGGUAGUAUUGGAAAGGUUCAAAACGAAUUUGAAAUGCCUUUGCGGGUGAUCAUUCCACGCUGGUGGAAGGGCACUCAUCGAGGUCACGAAGAAAGAGAGAAGAAGGAGGAACCGAGGCACGAGAAAGAAGGAAAACACUCGAAAAAGCCAAAAAAGAAGUACCAUUAG